Messenger RNA from Symbiodinium sp. CCMP2456, 1977 nucleotides. NCBI's taxonomy places the organism in Eukaryota, Dinophyceae, Suessiales, Symbiodiniaceae. The record is from the annotation of a GenBank genome assembly.
AUGCAUGAUCGGCGCAUGCUGCAGAAUCGGCCCUCCGUUCAAAUCGUGUGCCAGCCUCUUCCCAAGACCGACAGGGGCAGCGCAAACCACCAAGGUUUGUCUCCGGCUCGCAACUUGUCAACACGUGUUCAAGGUAUUCCACAGCAAAGUGCAGUGUUCUGGAGACAAGUCAGGCAGCAAGCAGAAUUCAUUUGGCAUGGCGAUGCCGGGAACUGCACACCUGGCCCACAAGUUCGCAUUUGUCUUGCCACGCCUUUCGUGCACUGUGGAAAGGCUUCAGGCAAGUCUCACCACGUUUUGCAACCAAGCAGAGUCCGCAGGAGCCAGAGUGUGGGUGGAACUCCGAGGGGCACCUAUGACCCGGCCAGGUGUCAGCUUCUGGCGCGACCGCCCUGUAUCUCCAUAGCAGGAGGAAUCUCCAGUGGAAUGUACCAUCCGCCGAAGUCGGCAUCGCCCCGCAGAACGGUUCAUGCUUCGUCCGGGUCACAGCCGGGCUACGCUCCCAGGCAGGGGCAGCUACAGGCUCCAGACCAGGCCAAACCUGUGUCUGCCCUACGUGCUCGCUCCUGCGACGGGACACCGCAGUGGGUGUCAAGACGGGAGUUGACACAGCCAUCGACAGCACUGCUUCGUUCUUCUUCUGAUCGGCGGCCGCUGGCGACGGCGUCGGCGACGGCGUCCGAAAAGCCGAAGCAAGGCCAAGGUCGAUGUCACUCGGCCCCAGUGCUGAGACUGAGACAGGCAGAGCCUCCAAGUCCAAGGCCAAGGCCGGGCAAAAGCCCUGCACCUCGGCCUGUGCCCUGCGUGUGCCAGAGGAUCCUUCGCUUGCCCAGCCCGAGACCGCAACCGCCCGACAGCAACGCCAAGCCCCCCGAGGCCGAGGCCGAGGCCGAGGCCGCCCGUCUCAGAGCCAAAGCCAAAGUGCCAGCGGCUCUCGGGCCUGGGCGGCCUGGGAGUCCGAAAGCGGUCACGCCCACGCGGCCCACGCACCGCACGCACCGCACGCAGCUCACUGUCACGCCUGUCACGCCCAGGAACACGGCGCUGGCCUUCAUCCCACGCGGGCGAGUAGGCUCCUCAGGCACAGGCACGCGCCUACCCACGCUGAGCCCCAAAGGAUGCAGGGAGCCAGCGGAGGGUCAGAAUCCUUUCGGGAGUCCAAGAGUGCUUGAGGUCACCGAGAUUCAGAAGACGGUGCACAUCGGUUCUGGGAGCUUUGGCUCUGUUUGGAAGGCGACUGUUCGUGGACAUCCAGUUGCUGUCAAGAUCUGCCAGCAGAAUACAGCCAACGAGCGGCGGGUCACACUGAAGGAGCUCGGCUUCCUGUGCAACUUGCAUCACCCGCGAUUGGUGUCCUUCUUUGGGUUUGCGCAGACUGCUGACCAGCUGAUCUUCGUUAUGGAGCUGAUGACCGGGGGAAAUUUGUCGGAUCUGCUAUUCUGCAAAAGACCAGCGUUAAGCUUUAGGCAGAAGGCGUUGAUGGGCUGUCAAGUCGCCGAAGGUCUGUCAUUUUUGCACGAAAGGCAUGUUAUUCAUCGAGAUCUGAAGACCAUGAAUGUCGUGCUGGAUGUCUCGCUCAAUUGCAAGCUCUGUGACUUUGGCCUCACGCUUUAUCUGGACCACACGCACAUUACGGUGUGCGGAUUGCAGGGCUCUCCGAGGUACAUGGCACCCGAGCAGCUCGAGACGACAGUUCGCAUAUCGGAAAAGGUGGACAUUUGGCAGAUGGGUUGCGUGAUGCUGGAGCUGUUCUGUACCGUGGUGCCCUUCAGUAGCCUCAGCAAUGUGGCAGCGAUUGUCUCGGAGUUGAUCGUAAAGAAGAACGGCCCGACGAUUCCUGAUGAUGCAGAUCCGCGGGCUCGAGCUCUGAUAUUGCCAUGUUUGCGAUUGAGUCCGCGGUCUCGUCCUGCAGCAGACACAUUGUUGGACGUCUUGGCCCGCGUAGUGAGCAGUGACAGCACGGCUGUCGCAAAAUGA